Cottoperca gobio is the source of this 1381-nucleotide messenger RNA. RefSeq names its product protocadherin gamma-C5-like. The coding region runs from base 160 to 1263 and encodes 367 amino acids. Gene Ontology annotation, cellular component: plasma membrane. The transcript has a single exon. The record is from RefSeq and is a predicted model, not a curated record. NCBI's taxonomy places the organism in Eukaryota, Metazoa, Chordata, Actinopteri, Perciformes, Bovichtidae. Gene Ontology annotation, molecular function: calcium ion binding. Gene Ontology annotation, biological process: homophilic cell-cell adhesion.
GGGGAGAUGCACUCAUCGAAGGAGUGUGGAAUAUAUCUUUUAUUACCAAUUACUGACGGGUUUAUUUGUAUUGGAGUGUCCAUUUUGACGAUGGCUUUUAAUGUUGAGUUGUGUUGACGAAUAACUCUAUGGGAAAUAACGUAUUCUGACGGACCCGGGAUGACAAAGACAAUAGGAUACCGAGACUGGAGAUGGCAGGCGCUUUGGUGGCAUCAUUUCUUUCUCUUGUGGAGUACAAUAAACGGACAGACUCGUUACAGCAUCCCGGAGGAACUAAAACAGGGCUCUGUGGUAGGAAAUCUAGCCAAAGAUCUGGGUUUGGGACUAUCAGACAUUUUUGACCGUAAACUGCGUCUCUCCUCCGAAGCUGGCGAGCAGUAUUUCAGCGUGGAUGCAGGGAAGGGCGAGCUGGUGGUGAAUGACAGAAUAGACAGAGAGGCUUUAUGCGCACAAAGCGCCAGCUGUGUGUUGCCUUUAAAGGUUGUAACAGAGAAUCCGCUACAGCUACACCGGAUAGAAGUGGAGAUAAGGGAUAUAAACGACAAUUAUCCCAUUUUUUCAACAGAGGAGCGAUCUUUAAAGAUAGCAGAAUCUACUGCCACAGGUAUACGAUUUCCUUUAGAAACAGCACAGGAUCAGGACGUUGGCAGUAAUUCAAUAAAAUCGUAUACUUUAAGUAAAGAUGAGUGUUUCAGUUUAAGGAUUAAAGAGUUGUCUGGUAAUCGAAAGGUUCCAGAACUAGUACUAGAUAAAUCACUUGAUAGAGAGAAACAAAGUGUCCAUCAGUUAUUACUGACAGCUUUAGACGGAGGCAAUCCUGUCAAAACUGGAACCACAAAAAUAUUUGUUACUGUACUCGACAACAAUGACAAUGUCCCUGUUUUCAAAAAGCCGUUAUAUAAUGUAACUGUACAUGAAAAUAAUGUCGCUGGUAAAGUACUUGUAAAAGUUGAAGCAACAGACGCAGACGAGGGUGUUAAUGGGGAGAUUGAAUACGCAUUUGCUGAGCAUACACCCAAAUCGCUGGUAUCUAUUUUUCAGCUAAAUUCAGGCACAGGUGAAAUGUCCUUACUAGGGCCAUUAGAUUACGAGAGCAGCACAAUGCAUGAAAUAGAUAUUACUGCAAAAGAUAAAGGAAUUCCUGAGAUGGAGGGCCACUGUCGUGUGCAAGUAAUAGUAGUAGACAUUAAUGAUAAUGCCCCAGAAAUAGUUCUCACUUCAAACCAAACGCAAUACGUGAGGAUGCACCAAGAGGGACAGUAGUGGCUCUAAUCAGAGCACGAGACCUUGACUCCGGUGAUAACGCCAAAGUAGCUUUAAAACUCGCUAAGGGCUCUCCUUUUAGUUUGAAACCAUCAUUUUCUAAUAAUUAUGCACUGGU